Acromyrmex echinatior (Panamanian leafcutter ant) is the source of this 781-nucleotide messenger RNA. RefSeq lists its product as uncharacterized. The record is from RefSeq and is a predicted model, not a curated record. Lineage: Eukaryota; Metazoa; Arthropoda; Insecta; Hymenoptera; Formicidae.
AAGCACGAAACUCGGGGCACUCCACACGUUUUUCACGACGUGUGCAUCACGAGUCUGAAGAAACUGCGGUUGAUUAGUUUCUUUCUGAAGAACGAGUCCUCGAUAUCGAUCGGUACUACGCAUCGUGGACUAAACUCAACGGCAUAAUGGCAUUUUCCGGUUCAUCGAUCGUGAUCGUUUUUAUUGGCGUGGUCGCUUAUGCGGUGGCAGGACCCAUUCAGUUACAGGCUGGACCGAAUACGCUGCAGCAGAAUGAAGGAUUGGCGGAUCUUUUGGCAAGAUAUAUGGAAGAUCAAAGUAUGGGCAGCUACAAUAUAGACGGUAUUGGCCAUCCGUUGCGACUGGGACAUCAGAAGGGAUUUGAUUCAUUAUCUGGAAUCUUUGGUCAGAGCAAGAGGUUUAUACCUUUCAGGCGACCCAGCGUGAUGAAUGUACGGCCUGGCAAUUUCGACGAGAUCGACCGAUCGGUAUUCGAUCAUUUCUCAAAGAGGAACAUCGAUGAGAUCGAUACUGCAUUUGACAGUCUCUUUAAGCGGAACUUCGAUGAGAUCGAUCGAGCUGGUUGGGGCGGAUUUGUCAAAAGGCUCAAUAAUUAUCUGACAGACAGGCAGCGACGUUAAUUGAUUGCAAAAUAGAAGAGAGAGAAUAGCGAGAUGAAGAAUAAGAAAGAGCGAAAAAGGGGGGCAAAAAUGAGCUCAUUGAAAAACAUCGCAGAAUGCGAACUGUAUACACUUACUCUAUUAAAAAAAAAAAAAAAUCAUUUAAUCUAUGCGAAACUUCA